AGGAAAAUACCUUAAUUUGAAGUAAACAUGGUAUCCAAACCUGUGGCCAACUCGAUGCUUUUUCUGAGGAUUGUUGCUCUCGCUGCCUCAGCUGCAACUGUGGCCUUACUAUUUACUAACAAGGUCAAAUUUGAUGAUGGAACAAAGUUGAGAUUUCAAGAUUUCUAUUCAUACCGGUAUGAAGCAGUGAUAGCAAUAAUUGGUGGUGCAUAUUGUAUACUGCAGUUACCAUUUGCCAUAUAUUAUGCGGUAAAGCAGAAGAGGUUGAUACGUAAUGGGUUCUUGCCAGAAUUUGACUUCUUUGGAGACAAGGUAAUUUGCGUGCUUCUGGCCACGGGCGUUGGUGUUGGGUUUGCAGUGUCUUUGGAAUUUAAGAAGUUCUUCGAUGACAUAUUUGACUCUGUGGGUACCCCAAAGAAGGACCCUACAAGGACCACAUAUGACAAGUUUUUUGUUCGAGGCAUAGUGGCUUCAGCUAUUCUCCUUGUUGCAUGCCUUUCCAUGACUAUCGUUUCAAUCAUCUCCUCCAUUAAUCGAAGCAGAAGCAAAGGCGUUUUUAAUUAAAUGUUGAUUUUAUCUUCUCAGCAGCAAAUCAUCAAUUGAAGUAACUCAUCAGCUCCUAAUAUAUAAAGCUAGUUCAUGCAUUCCUGCCUUCACCAAUUAAGCUCAAACCAUUGUUUGUCUUCAAAUAGUAUCAAGUAGUAUACAUCAUAUAACAUUUUUCUUUAAUAAUCAUUUGUAAGCUUAUUUAUUUAUACUAUUGAUGGUGCGUGGAAAUUUA
Messenger RNA from Glycine soja, 781 nucleotides. RefSeq names its product CASP-like protein 4D1. Bases 28 to 564 code for a protein of 178 amino acids. NCBI's taxonomy places the organism in Eukaryota, Viridiplantae, Streptophyta, Magnoliopsida, Fabales, Fabaceae. The record is from RefSeq and is a predicted model, not a curated record. The transcript has 3 exons.